AUGGACCUUAUGUCCCUCAGCCGCCAACAACUCUGUGGGACUGUCAGUGAGAGUGGAGCCCUGAAGGCAAAAGGUCCUGACCCUGAAGGCAAAAGGUACUGCAGUGUUGCCUCUUGGGCUGGGGCUGCUCUUCAUGCGGUGCCUCAUCUGAAUACGGACUCGGACCGCAACUGCUCCACCCAUGCGGUAUAG
Messenger RNA from Pelobates cultripes (western spadefoot toad), 192 nucleotides. The record is from the annotation of a GenBank genome assembly. Lineage: Eukaryota; Metazoa; Chordata; Amphibia; Anura; Pelobatidae.